CCCAGCAAGACUUUCUUUUCUUGUGGCAAUCGAGAAAACAACGCAGACAUCAUUACUUGUGAUGAGGUCGGUCCAAUUCCUCUUCAACAUUAUUGCCUAAGCCAGUGCCUAAAAUUCACAACCAAAACACGACUAUUCAGAUUGCCCUGUUCUCUUCUUUUCUCUCUCCCAACCUCCUUCUGUUACCGCAGUAGACCAGCGGCUCACCCCGCUGCCCACCACCCCAUCCAUCCUCAGAGCCCCAGAAUACACUAAUCCGUUAUCCACGUCCGUCCCCGUGCUCGUCUGGUUCGGUGUUAUCCACCGAAAGUGGGAACCCCGGGUGCAACUAAAAGCGCGAGUCCGUGGGCUGUUACUUACCGAGGACAACUCUCACUCACAAGCAUUGAAAUAAACCAAUCUGUUGUGUCACGAUCGGUUGUGAUAAGCCUCGACUACUCGAAUUCGAAUACGUGUUCUCACUUGUCUGAAAGGAUCACCAUGGUCACCCUCGAUCUGCCCGAGACACCGGUGCCGGUCUGGCUGGACUGCGACCCUGGUCACGAUGACACAUUCGCCAUUCUCCUUGCUGCCUACCACCCAACCAUCAAGCUGCUGGGCCUUUCAACCGUAUUCGGAAACGCUCCCUUAGUAAAAACAACCAAUAACGCCACUUCCAUCCUCACAGCCAUCGGCAAGCACAAUGACGUCCCCGUCUACGUCGGCGCCGCCAAGCCCAUGGCCCGCCCACCAAUGCAGGCCGCCACCGACAUCCACGGCGAGUCCGGCCUCGACGGCACCGACCUGCUCCCGAAGCCCUCCAAGGACGCCGACCGCGCCGUCCCUGCCGUCGACGCCAUGGCCGCCGCCCUCAAGGCCCAGCCCGUCGGCACCGCCUGGCUCGUCGCUACGGGCUCGCUGACCAACGUCGCCCUCCUCUUCCAGAAGCACCCGGACCUCGUCGCCCACAUCAAGGGGCUCAGCAUCAUGGGUGGUGCCAUCGGCGACGGCUUCACCGAUGCCAUCCUUGGCGUCGUUGACGGCGUGAAGCGCAUCGGCAACUGGACCCCCUGGGCCGAGUUCAACAUCAUCAUCGACCCGGAGGCCGCCGCCGCCGUCUUCCACAACAAGGCCCUCGCCGCCAAGACCACCCUCGUGCCGCUGGACCUGUCGCACCAGGUCCUCGCUACCGAGGAGGUGCGGGAACUGCUGCUCUACGGCAAAGAUGGCAGCGAGAAGACGGGCAAGGGCAAGACCACGCUGCGUCAGAUGCUAGUCGAGCUGCUCAUGUUCUUCGCCAAAACGUACAGCGACGUCUUCGGCAUCACCGCCGGCCCGCCGCUACACGACCCGCUCGCCGUGGCCGCCGUGCUUACAGGCACCAAGCACGAGAUCCCCUUCCAUGACUACAACACCAAGAAGGGCAACUGCGUCAAGUACCACGAGCGCUUCGAGGUGACGGUCAUCACCGAGGGCGACCUAGCGGACGCCCAGGCCGGUCGGUCGCAGCUGGGCCGCACUGUCGCGCGGCCGCUGGCCCCCGGAAGCGAGGGCGUGAGGAUACCGCGCGGUCUCGACAUCCCCAUGUUCUGGCGCGUCAUCGAAGAGUGCACGGAGAGGGCGGACCGAGUCAACGCCGGCGAGGUGGCGGGGCUGAAGCAGAACGGGGCGCUGGAGAAUUAAUCAUGUCCAUGUCUCUUGUGUGUCUUACGUGGGGUGGAGGGUUUGGUGUUUCUUCUAUUAUUGGUUAUUGAUAGACAAAAUCCUCAGGAAAAGCUCUUGUCAAUGACCAGGUGCUGGGGAAACCGCACGUAGCUUGAGGUUUUAGGGACUAGGGGUGGUGGUGUUGUCGAGCCAGGAACGGCCGCCCUUCCGGAUUCGCCGUAUAAAAGAUACCGGCCGCCCCUUGGACUCUCAGCCACACAUAACUCUGCCUGCCGUCCGCUCUUCAAAGGAGAAAAGGGACAACGGGAUGGCGAAGGUAUCCCGUCGAUCUAGGUAGACCGCCAUCUUUUUGCCCUCGACAAGAGCAAGUGGUAAUGGCACGGUUUACGGCGCAUGCGCAAGACGGAUAACCAAUAACCUGUCAACGUCCGGGCUGCUUUAUAUGUAUACAAAAAUAGAUAUUGGCAACCUAAGGCCAUUAAAUCCG
Messenger RNA from Colletotrichum destructivum, 2131 nucleotides. Its product is annotated as Putative inosine/uridine-preferring nucleoside hydrolase domain, ribonucleoside hydrolase. Gene Ontology annotation, molecular function: purine nucleosidase activity. The coding region runs from base 481 to 1662 and encodes 393 amino acids. Gene Ontology annotation, biological process: purine nucleoside catabolic process. Gene Ontology annotation, cellular component: cytosol. The transcript has 4 exons. NCBI's taxonomy places the organism in Eukaryota, Fungi, Ascomycota, Sordariomycetes, Glomerellales, Glomerellaceae. The record is from RefSeq and is a predicted model, not a curated record.